Molecule: messenger RNA, 1818 nt
Organism: Apis florea (little honeybee)
Lineage: Eukaryota; Metazoa; Arthropoda; Insecta; Hymenoptera; Apidae
Product: transmembrane protein 164
Source: RefSeq, a predicted model, not a curated record
UUUCUUUCUUCCCUUAUACGAUCGAAAGUAAAUAGAAAAAUUUAAUAUUAUGAAUUAAAACGUGAACUAUCGGCCGAGUUGAACUUAUAAGAAUAUUGUGGUGCCAUCUGUCAAAUAUAAUAUAUGCAUCAUCUGUGAUGUACCUGUGAUAUUUUAUUGUGCUGAGUCGGUAUUAUUGAAAAUGAUAUGAAGAUGGUAACAGAAUUUUGAAGUUCUUCGAUAGGAAACGUCAAUAGGAAAUACGCGGUGCUCAGUAUGAAAUUCAUUUAUACUUACAAGUGUGUGUUGAUGCAAUUUGUUAUACAGUGCAUAUCAAUUUAAAGUAUUCUAUAUUACUUUUGUGUUUAUUAGAUUCUGAGAAAAUAGUUGCAUAAAAAGAAUUCAUAGCAAUGUUUGAAUGGGCAUAUGAUGGUGUUAAUGCCUCUAUACCACGUAAUGUAGGACCAGAAUGUGCAUAUUAUUUAAGUUUAAAACAAAGAAUUAUUGAAACAUUAUUUAUAUCAAUAUUCAUAAUAAGUUUUCUAGUAUGGGGUUACAGAAGAAUCAAAUUACCAUCUAAAGUAUCAUAUGUAAAUCAAGAUUGUGUUGGUAGGAGGAUUUUAUUAAUCAUUAUGUCAUUAGUAUUAGGAAUGGAAAUUGGAUUUAAGUUUACCAGUAGAACAGUUAUAUAUAUAUUAAAUCCUUGUCAUAUAACAUCAGCAGCACAGUUAUAUUUAUUGGCAGCAAAUCCUAGCCCUAUGGUUACAGCUAUCUUUAGGAUACACUUAAACUUCUUGAAUGGACCACUUUUAGCAUAUUUAUUUCCAGAAACAGAAUCUCGCAGAAUAUUUGCAGAUAAAGCAUUAUACUAUAUUCAACAUGGUUUAAUGGUAGUAAUACCAUAUUAUUUAUUGAGAAUUGGAGGUGUCUAUAAUAUUGAACCUCUAUCGGAUAUGAGUUGGUGUGUAUUUAGUUAUGGAAUAAAUUUAGUUUAUCAUUUUUGGAUUAUCCAACCUAUUGCAUUGCCCACACAAGUAAAUCUUAGUCAUAUGUUAUGUGCUGCUAUUUUAGACCCAUUUGAAGGACAAAAUUAUCGAAUGUGGACAUUUAUUCAUCAAGGAUUACUAUGUCCUUUAUUAUAAAGCGUUAUCGUCAUAGCGAUAGCAAUCAUGUAUAAAUUUGGUAUUAAAUGUGGAACUUAAUCCGUAAAGAACAAAUAAUGAAAGAAACAUUAUGUUUGAUUUCAAAUUGCGUAUUAAAUCGCGUUGAUUUGUACAAGGAAUACGAGGUGGAAAAGGUUUAUAUAAAGUAUUUCUUGUGUUUAAAUAAAUUAUGAUACCAAACAUUUGUUUCAUUUUUUUCUUCUUAGAAAAAAAUGUUAAAAUUUAUCAAUCAUUAUGAUUCGUGGUAUGCAACAAUACAAACAUUAAAGCAUUAAAAUAAAAUAAUUUAUUUACAGAGCGAUUUACAUUUCUUUUUUUUUUUUAUGUUUCUUUAAAACUCUCAUAUUUCUGAUAUACGUGCAAGUAUACUGGUGUUCCAAGCUUAAUCGUAUUACGACUAAUUCAUUCUUUCUCUAAACAUUUGUACAGAAUAGCUUCGCAAAUGGUUAUAUGAUGCAUGCGUAACACGUGUUUUACAAAAUGAUUUUUUUGUUUUAUUACCGAUUUUUCGAAUUAUUAUAACUGGUUGAUAUCUAUUAAUAUUGGAAUACUUAACGCUAUUAUGUAUCAUCAUAGCCACAUCAAUAUUAUGUCGAAAAAAUUGUAAUAAGGCACCACUAUACUCCACAUGUAAUAUCAAUAGUUCGUAUUCGAAGUUAACUUAUAUUACGUUUCG